AUGGAAUCCAAGUGCGGCAACCAGGCUUUCACCGUGGUCAACGGGGACACCGAAUCCUGGCAACACAUGUGGCCUAAGCUCGCGAAGCCCUUCCGCUGCCAUACCCCCCGCAACCAAUUCACAGUCGAUGUGGGCAAGGAUACAGACAGCGUGAUUUUGCUGGCGGAGAAACCUCCAAUGGCCGAAAGGGAUACGGAGAGGGACUUGGAGGGGAAUUUCACGCAAGGUAAAAUGGAGCAGAAGAUCGACUCGAUAAAAUGGAGUCAGCGUGAGGAUGUCAAGAAGGCCAUGAGUAAGGCGAGGAAGUAUGGAUGGACGGGGUAA
Molecule: messenger RNA, 324 nt
Organism: Letharia lupina
Lineage: Eukaryota; Fungi; Ascomycota; Lecanoromycetes; Lecanorales; Parmeliaceae
Exons: 2
Coding region: 1-324 (107 amino acids)
Source: RefSeq, a predicted model, not a curated record